Diachasma alloeum is the source of this 1653-nucleotide messenger RNA. It is a transcript of the gene Ppcdc, whose product is annotated as phosphopantothenoylcysteine decarboxylase. Gene Ontology annotation, biological process: coenzyme A biosynthetic process. Lineage: Eukaryota; Metazoa; Arthropoda; Insecta; Hymenoptera; Braconidae. The record is from RefSeq and is a predicted model, not a curated record. Gene Ontology annotation, molecular function: FMN binding; phosphopantothenoylcysteine decarboxylase activity. Gene Ontology annotation, cellular component: phosphopantothenoylcysteine decarboxylase complex. Bases 930 to 1526 code for a protein of 198 amino acids. The transcript is spliced from 2 exons.
AUUACCAAUAAAUAAUUAAAAAAACAAGUACGAAACGAAGAAGGCAUAAUUAAACGAUAGGGGAAAUUUAUAGUUGGAAAUAUUCAAGACACCAAGACACGAAGAAAAUAUAUCAAUAUAUUUAUCCAAUGAAAAAAACGUUCACAGCUUCGAAUUUUUGUAGGCAAUUGUUGAAGGCAGAUUAGGCAGUUAACUACGUGGGCAUUAGUAAUGUUGUAGGUAUACAUUUUCUAGAGAGCAUAUAGAGCUGUUAAUAUUAAUGUUUGUAAACGCAUUUGAAGAAGUUGGCGCGCAUUUUUUGAACAAGUUGAGUAAAUUGGCGGAAAACAUUUUUUCGGGACUACCGAAAAAAUUGGAUCUAUCCAAUUAUUUUAGCCCAAGUUGAACAAUUGGCUGAAACCAAUUUUUUUGACGCCAAGUUGAACAAUUGGCUAAAGCCAAUUUUUUCAUCGCCAGUUAAAGAAUUGGUUGAAACUAAUUUUUUUAGCUCAAGUUUAAAAAAUUGGUUGAAAUCAUUUUUUGGUCGCAACUGAAACAAUUGGCUCACACUAAUUUUUUUUAGCUCAAGUUGGAAAAUUAGGUAAAACCAAUUGCUUACGCCGAAGUUGUAAAAUUGGUUUGAAACCAAUUUGUUUCUAGCAUUUAGAAAAAAUUGGCUGAUACCAAUUUUAUUACUCAAAUCGCAAAAAUUGGCUAAACCAAUUGUUUUGUUCACCGCAAGCUCAAAAAAUUGGGUAAAACCAAUUGUUUUCAACCUUCAGUACCACCAAGCCAAAAUUUUCUACAGAGAUAACGUAUCAAAAAUAUUCAGGACCGAAAAGAAAAAAAAAAUUCAUACAAAUCACACAAAAAACUUGCAUAUCUGUGAACAAUUAAGCUUUAAGAAUCGAUAAAUCGUGAGAACAAUAAAGAAAACGAGCAAUUAAACAAUGGCAACGAGAAAAAAAGUACUUCUGGGCUGCACCGGAAGUGUUGCAACGAUAAAACUACCCUUGCUAUGUCAAAAAUUACGCGACCAUAAUAUCGACGUGAAGAUUGUGGUGACAGAGAGGGCAAAGCACUUUCUGAAGGACGCAGAAUUUCCCCAGGACAUACCUGUCCUGUCCGACACUGUGGAGUGGGCUGCAUGGCAGGAUCGUGGCGAUCCUGUUCUGCAUAUCGAUCUUGCCAAAUGGGCUGAUUUAUUUCUCAUAGCACCACUCGAUGCCAAUACUAUGGGAAAACUAGCUUCCGGCAUUUGUGAUAAUAUACUCACCUGCGUUGCUAGAGCUUGGGAUCCUGUUAAGCCCCUGCUAUUCUGCCCUGCCAUGAACACUAAAAUGUGGGAGCAUCCUGUUACUGCACCUCAGGUGGCUCUACUCAAGUCCUGGGGAUACAGAGAGAUUAGUUGCAUCACUAAGACACUUAUGUGCGGUGAUACUGGUGUUGGAGCUAUGGCUGAAGUAGACACUAUCGUCCAUACAACGCUCAGAUCCCUCAACCCCUGGGAUCCAUACUCACCGUCUGAUUUACGUCAUAAGAAGUAAUUGGACUAUUUAAUCAAUUCAAGGGAGGGAUUACGAAGAAAAAAAAAUAAUAGGGAAAAUUUAAGACAAUGUUACUCGUGUGAAGCACUACCUGUAUGAGAAUAAAAUCGAAAUUGUGUUUGUAACA